Messenger RNA from Oncorhynchus gorbuscha (pink salmon), 2412 nucleotides. RefSeq names its product zinc-binding protein A33-like. The record is from RefSeq and is a predicted model, not a curated record. NCBI's taxonomy places the organism in Eukaryota, Metazoa, Chordata, Actinopteri, Salmoniformes, Salmonidae. Bases 167 to 1270 code for a protein of 367 amino acids. The transcript is spliced from 7 exons. Gene Ontology annotation, molecular function: protein binding.
AGCUGCAUGUAGAGAGAGGGAGAAGGCUACUGUCGGAUGGUGUUUGAUGGUGACCCUUGUCUGUUUAAUUGUUUCUAGAUAAAUCUCCAUUUGACUGGUUGGAUUUCCCUCUUGUCAUUGCCAAGAGUCCCUUGUUUGCUUUCCCGUCUCGUUAGGAGAAAUUGGAAUGUACAAAAAUCACAUAAAAGACACCAACAACAACUACAAUAAAAGCCUUCUCCCUGACCAUAAGGAGAAGCUGAUCCAGGCUAUUAAAAGAAUAAAGCAUGAGGUAGAUGAGUGCUGGGAGGCAGAGAGAGAGACGUACAUAUGGUCUGUUGGUGUAGAGAGAUGUUUUGAUAAUCUGGAACGGGAGGUCCGAGCUGAGUUCCAGAACCUCCAUCGCUUCCUGGACGAAGAGGAGACCAUGGACAUGGAGCGACUGAAGAAGGAGAAAGAGAAGAGGGUGAAGCUGCUUAGGGAGAGGGAGAAGAAGAUCGCCAUGCAGGGAAGAGAUCUGGAGAGAGGCAUUGCCACGCUAAACAACAAACUGGCCGAGGAAGACAGUCCCAGACUGCUCAAAGAGAUUCAAGACCUAUUGAAAAGGUCCCAGGUGGCUUUCAUACCGCCUCCGCAGGUGGAUGUGGAGGUGCGAUCAGCACACUUUGUGGGGCCCAUCCAGUACAGGAUAUGGAAACACAUGAAGAGCUGCCUGUACCCGAAUAUCACUGAAGUGACCUUUGACCCAGAGACAGCCCACCCCCUCCUCACCCUCUCCCCCAGCGGCACUUCUGUGUGGUUCGAGGAGGACAAAGUUAUCCCCAAGGCCUCGGAGGAGGAGCAGCCCCCCAACCCCCGCUGCUUCCACUACUACUACAGUGUCAUGGGCCGAGAAGGCUUCAUCACCGGACGCCAUUACUGGGAGGUGGAGGUGGGCCGCAAGACAGCGUGGCGGCUGGGUGUGGCCAGGGAGGACGUUCACCGGGGGGAGAUGGACUCCAGCGGGACCAGUAAUGGUCUCUGGACCCUAUCCCUGAAGGGAGGGGCCAUCUUGGCCUGUACAGACCCCAAACCCACCAAGGUCCCGGUGUCCAUCAAGCCCGUCCGGAUCGGAGUGUUCUUAGACUGUGAGAAGGAGGAAGUAGCGUUCUAUAACGCUGUUACCAUGACGCCGCUGUACACAUUCUCCAUGGAAACGGUGUUCGUUCCGCUGAUCCCCUUCUAUAACCCAUGUGACACGGACGAUGGGAGGAACCUGGGUCCCCUAAACCUCUUCAGCCCCUCUAUAUGAGAGUACAGAGAACCAAGGAGAACCAAGGUUGUACUGGAGUAUAUGUCGUUUGGGGAUGUGGUGGAAGGAUAGAGAGAAUUUGUAAAUGGUUUGUUUUAUACAGUGUGUGUUUCUGGUAUAAUUUCAUAGCUGGCUGGAAGCAUGAUGUAAAUUGUAUCAGUUAAAAAAUCCAAUGAGUUUAUGAUAUGCAUUUACAUUUACCAGGGGAGGCUGGUGUAAGGAGCUAUGGGAGGACGGGCUAAUUGCAAUGGAAUGGAAUCAAUGGAACGGAGUCAACGAGGUUUCCAUAUGUUUGAUGUGUUUGAUACUGUUCAAUUUAUUCCAUUCCACCCAAUACAAUGAGCCCAUCCUCCCACACGCCUCCACUGACAUGUACCUAACCAGCUCUAUGGUAUAGCACUAUCAAUUCAUAUUUAUGCCAUUGCGUUCAGUUGUUUGCAUUGUGGUUUGAAUAUUGAUAUUUUAUUGGCAUUAAAUACACAAAUAAAUAGGUAAACAAAUUAACACAAAACAUAACACCAGAAUGUGAUAUUUUUGUCAUAUUGUCACAUAAUAGGUUAUGAAUGUAGAAAAACCAGACUAAGGUAUCGAAAACAAGUCCCAAAAAUGAGCAAAGGCCAAAUGCCAGUAUCCUAGUGGGGGUAGAUAUCACAGGGCCUCAGGACUUAACAGUAGGGGUUAACUGCACAAUGAUGUUACCUUUGGCCCAUCUAUAAAUACUGUGGUCAUGCAUCCAUAGCUGUGACACUUUGUCAGCAGUCCAAAUGUCACCCUAUUCCCUAUAUAGUGCACUACUUCUGACCAGGGCCCAUGGACCCUAGUACAAAGUAGUGCACUAAAUAGGGAAUAAGGUGCCAUUUGGGAUGUAUCUAUUGUGGCAUGGGUAUGGGAGAAAUGUAGGGGAGGGGGGUGGGAAGAGGGAGGAAGAGGACACACAGGGUGACACUGGAGAGUGUGACACUGUGGGAAAAUAACUAAAUGUGUGUGACAUUGAGUAAGAUGACUGACGUGAGGUAGCAUGACAACACCGUCACAUUUACAGAGACCAAGGCUUCCUCAGUGAGCGUGGCCAUUAGUAUGAUAUCUUACACUAUGCACGGUGUGCCAGAUAGACAGCUAGGAGAAAAGUGCUCCACGAAAUG